This is a messenger RNA of Phaethon lepturus (White-tailed tropicbird), 823 nucleotides long. RefSeq names its product signal peptidase complex catalytic subunit SEC11A. Lineage: Eukaryota; Metazoa; Chordata; Aves; Phaethontiformes; Phaethontidae. The transcript is spliced from 4 exons. Gene Ontology annotation, cellular component: signal peptidase complex; membrane. The record is from RefSeq and is a predicted model, not a curated record. The annotation marks the transcript as partial. Gene Ontology annotation, molecular function: serine-type endopeptidase activity.
UUGCACCUCUUCUCUUUUUCAGUGGAAGCAUGGAGCCUGCGUUUCACAGAGGAGAUCUCCUGUUCCUCACGAACCGAAUUGAAGAUCCAAUCAGAGUGGGAGAAAUCGUGGUCUUUAGGAUAGAAGGAAGGGAAAUUCCUAUAGUCCAUCGCGUCCUGAAAAUUCAUGAGAAGCAAAACGGUGACAUCAAAUUUUUGACAAAGGGAGACAAUAACGCCGUUGAUGACAGAGGGCUGUACAAACGAGGGCAGCACUGGUUGGAGAAAAAGGACGUAGUAGGACGAGCGAGAGGAUUUGUGCCCUAUAUUGGAAUAGUGACUAUCUUAAUGAAUGAUUAUCCAAAAUUUAAGUAUGCAGUCCUCUUUUUACUGGGUUUAUUUGUGCUGGUCCAUCGAGAGUAGCCUCUUGCACUGAAGUAGGAGGUGAAGGUGCCAUGGAGUUUUUAGAUGAACGUUUUAAGUAGGUGGUGGUCCAGUGUGCCGGGAGGAAGAAGAAAACAUGCAUUUCAAAGCUUCUUGCCAGUUUGGGUUUGUUUUGUUUUUUACUGCCUCAGGGCAAAUGUUUGUCACAGUAUUUCCAAUGGUUUGUCACAUUUUAGCAUUUUUAGUGAGUUUUUAUAUUAAAAAUUUAAGCCAAACUCUUCAGUGUUUGUACUUUGAAGCUGAGCUUCCUCUCAAAGUGCCUACAGGACCAGGUCCUCUAAGUCUGUGCCUCCGCUGGGCAAGCGCAACCUCUCCCUGUGCUGACUGAACUGUCAAACAGCGAGCUGUGGAGGUGAUGUUUUUUCCAAUUCAGAACUGGAAUAAAGAUUUUGCAUCUUGCC